Messenger RNA from Scaptodrosophila lebanonensis, 1464 nucleotides. Its product is annotated as proteasomal ubiquitin receptor ADRM1 homolog. The transcript has a single exon. Gene Ontology annotation, molecular function: proteasome binding; ubiquitin binding; endopeptidase activator activity. The record is from RefSeq and is a predicted model, not a curated record. NCBI's taxonomy places the organism in Eukaryota, Metazoa, Arthropoda, Insecta, Diptera, Drosophilidae. Gene Ontology annotation, cellular component: cytoplasm; proteasome regulatory particle, lid subcomplex; nucleus. Gene Ontology annotation, biological process: ubiquitin-dependent protein catabolic process. The coding region runs from base 71 to 1231 and encodes 386 amino acids.
AGACCAGAUUUUCUCUGAAAUACUUACAUCGAACAAUUUCUUGCAAAUCUCAGUAAAAAUUGCGGGCAUCAUGUUCGGAAAUCGUGGUCUGUUUUCUGGGUCGGGCAGGAACUGCAACCAUCUGGUGGAGUUUAGGGCCGGCCGCAUGAACCUUGUCGGCAAGGUAGUGCAUGCGGAUGUACGCAAGGGACUCCUUUAUAUGUUGCAGUCCGGGAACGGACUGAUGCACCUUUGCUGGAAGGAUCGGGGCACAGAUAUGGUCGAGGAGGACUUGAUUGUUUUUCCCAACGACUUCGAGUGCCAGCGCAUGCAUCAAUGUGUCACCGGUCGUGUUUAUUUGCUGAAGUUCAGGGAGUCGACACGUCGUCUGUUCUUCUGGAUGCAGGAGCCGAGAACUGACCGGGAUGAGGAGUACUUCCAGCGCAUCAACUUUCUGCUGAACAAUCCGCCGGUACUGCGACAGCGUCAGGUGCAGCACCCGCUGAACAUUCUCUCGCGCCCCCAGUUGAUUGCCUUAUUAGAGGGCUUUGGGUCCCUAAGAGGUCUCAACGGCAUGCUCGAUGACAUGAACUACCGCAUGGCCCUGAUGCGCGAAUUUUUCAAUGGUGAUCGAAGCGGACCAAUGCAGGGGCUCCAAAAUGUCAUCAUGCCGUUGCAAAGCCAACCAUCUUCAACUCAGGGUAAUGGGGCACCUUCAUUGGAGGUCACUUCAUCGGGCUCUUUGGAACCCUCGGGUGCUGGUGUCGCUGCUGCCACAAAUGAGGAAGAGUCGCCACCUUCGUUGGUGGCUAAGAGACGCCGGGUGGCAGAGAGUGUGGACGGAAAGUUCGAGAUGGCCUCAGGUAACGAAACAGUCAAAAACGAGCCAAAGGACUCCAAUGCUCGUGCGGGCGAUGAAGAUAAAAAUAUAAAGAAGAGCUCUGGGGAAGCUGCAGAAACUCAAGAGCUUAAGAGCUCCAAUGCUAGUGUGGCUCCUGAUGAGGUGAUGAAGCGUAAGGAAGAUGAGCAAGAUGAGAAACCUGAGAAGACAGAUGAAGAAGCCGAUGACUUCCCUGGACUCUUACAGGAUCAAGAGGGCUCCGCAGUGGAUGAGCUUUUGGAGUAUAAGCAGGUUGAUGGUGAUCCAAAGUUUGCAAAAGUCCCAGAGAAAACAGAAGAAAUAGGCGACACUGCUAUAAUGGAGCUGCAUGUUUCCGAUGCUUCCGAAGAAGAUGCGGUCGAGAAGCCUUAGAUGUCCCGUAAUAAGUGAACCAAUGCAGAUCACAUAGCGUUGGUGGACGACGACGGAGAAGAACUAAAUCCUCAUCUGUCAUUACACAAAACUUUUUAUUUCGGAUGACACGUACAUAACAAAUAUGUAAAGCCUAUCUACCUAACACAUAUAUAUAUUUAUAUUUUAUUAUAUAUAUAUUUUUUUGUGAAAAUGUGUGGAAGUUCGAUAAAUAAUAACUAAACUAAAUGAUA